CUGACUGGGCAAGAAAGAUGUCAUUAUCGGCCGGGCUCUGCAGCCAACAUCGAGGUAGGGUGCACCAUUUAUAAGGUGCCUGCCCAAGCCGCUGACGUCUUUCGAAUUGGAGUCGGGUUCUCAGUUCGGGAGUUCUGAUUGAGAGCACGAGGCCGGUUCGUCCAGAUCAGCUUCUUGAGCAGGGAGAGUGGAGGGCAAAGAGGCCGGGAAAGGCCCGGCACUGAGACGGAAGCCGUUGCGAGUCGUCAGUUUAGAGAUGAAAGGAAGGGUUCUGGUGGAAACGGAGUGUGGACCUGCCAGAUUUGCUGCCGGUGCGCUCAGAUACAUCAGUGUGACAUGAUCCGUUGAUUUUGGUGCAACAUUGGCUUAUCUUCUGAAAAUUAUAACCACAGAGCUUCUGAACUUAAAAAAACCACAAACAACAUUUUAAUGUCUAAAAAACUACAACGACUUCGAGAUCAUGACACAAAUCCAUGUAUUAAGGAAACAGAUGCAUCUAGAAAAUGUAUGGAUGACAGUAACUACAAUAAAGAUGCAUGUGCCAACUAUUUUUUAAGGUACAGAAACUGCAGAAAAUUCUGGAAUGGGAUUAUGAUGCAAAGAAGAAUUGAUGGGAUACAACCAAACAUGCCUACAGCAGAAGAAAGAGAGAGAAUCAUGGCUUCAAUGGAAAGAAUACCAUACUGAUCAUGCAGUGGUUUAAAAUGUGCAAUACUUAAUGAUAAACAAGGUGCUCUGAAAAGUGUGUAAAACUACCAUUGCUUCUUUAAGCAUCCUUGUACAAUGUUCUCUGAACUAUUAUUAAAUUACUGCCUCCA
Messenger RNA from Varanus komodoensis (Komodo dragon), 818 nucleotides. It is a transcript of the gene CHCHD7, whose product is annotated as coiled-coil-helix-coiled-coil-helix domain containing 7. Lineage: Eukaryota; Metazoa; Chordata; Lepidosauria; Squamata; Varanidae. The coding region runs from base 430 to 687 and encodes 85 amino acids. The record is from RefSeq and is a predicted model, not a curated record. The transcript is spliced from 6 exons.